This is a messenger RNA of Artibeus jamaicensis (Jamaican fruit-eating bat), 4369 nucleotides long. Its product is annotated as zinc finger protein 709-like. Bases 102 to 1856 code for a protein of 584 amino acids. Gene Ontology annotation, cellular component: nucleus. The record is from RefSeq and is a predicted model, not a curated record. Gene Ontology annotation, molecular function: DNA-binding transcription repressor activity, RNA polymerase II-specific; RNA polymerase II transcription regulatory region sequence-specific DNA binding. The transcript is spliced from 4 exons. Lineage: Eukaryota; Metazoa; Chordata; Mammalia; Chiroptera; Phyllostomidae. Gene Ontology annotation, biological process: negative regulation of transcription by RNA polymerase II.
CAGGUGGGUGGGGUGAGGUACAAAGCGGCGUGUGGGUUCCUGCUCUCUCCAACCUUCCUGGGGUUUGCUAAUCUCGUGUUCCUGGUGUAAUCUGCGCUGGCAUGGGUGUCGUGGGAAGAACUCGGGGAGACCCAGGAACCCCAGAAAUGGAUCCACUGGCCAUUGAGGAUGUGGUUCUGACCUUCACCCUGGAAGAGUGGGCCUUACUGGAUUCUUCACAGAAGAAACUCUACAAGGAUGUGAUGCGGAAAACUUUCAAGAACCUGGCCUUCAUAGGAAAAAAAUGGGACACUCAUGACAUUGAAGAACUGUAUAAAAACCAGGGGAGAAAACUAAGAAAUUAUAUGGUAGAGAAACUCUGCAAAAAUAAAGAGGGUAGUCAAUGUGGAGAAAACUUUAUUCUUGUUUCAGAUAGAAAUCUGAACAAGGAAACCACCGGAGUGAAACCACAUGAAUGCAGCACAUGUGGCAAAGUCUUCAUGCAUCACUCAUCCCUGAAUAAACAUGUCAGAUGUACUGGACACAAAUGUUACAGCUAUCAGAAAUAUGGGAAGAAGCUGUAUAGAUGUAAGGUGUGUGGGAGAGCCUUCAGUUAUCGUCAAUGGGCUGAAAAACAUGAGAGAAGUCAUAAUAAAGAGAACAAGUAUAAAUGUAAGGAAUGUGGGAAAACAUUUUCUGCUCCUGCAUCCCUUCAAGCACAUAAAAGGAUUCACACAGGAGAAACACCCUACAAAUGUAAGGAAUGUGGGAAAGCCUUCAUGUGGCAGACAGGAUUUCGGAGACACAUGAUAAUGCACACUAGGGAUUCUCCAUAUAAAUGUCAGGAAUGUGGUAGAAAUUUCAGUUGUUCCACUUCGUUGAGGGCACAUGAAAGAACUCACACUGGUGAGAGACCCUAUCAAUGUAAGGAGUGUGGAAAAGCCUUUAGAUCUCACAGUUCCUUACAAAUACAUGAAAGAACUCACACGGGAGAGAAACCACAUAAAUGCAAGCAGUGUGGUAAAGCCUUCAAUUGUCCCAGUUCUUGCCGAAAACAUGAAAGAGCUCAUACGGGAGAGAAACCUUACGAAUGUAAGGAAUGUGGGAGAACCUUUGGUGGCCUCUCAGGCAUUCGUGUACACAUGAUCACUCACACUGGAGAAGGACCUUAUAAAUGUAAGGAAUGUCAGAGAGCUUUUAUUUCUCCCAGUUCAUUUCGAGUACAUGAAAGGAUUCACACUGGGGAGAAGCCUUAUAAAUGUAAAGAAUGUGGUAAAGCCUUUAGUUACUACUCUUCCUUUCAGUUACAUGAAAGAACCCAUACUGGAGAGAAACCCUAUGAAUGCAAGGACUGUGGGAGAAGCUUCCUGCGUUACCAAACCUUAAAACGACACAUGGGAUUGCACAUGGGAGAGAAACCCUAUGAAUGUCAACAAUGUGGGAAAGCCUUUAGGUAUUACCUUCCCUUCCAAAAGCAUGAAAGAAGUCAUUCUGUAGAGGAAACCUGUGAGUGUAAGCAAUGUGGCAAAACCUACAGAGAUUACAGUUCCUUAGAAACACACAAAAGAACUCAUAAUGGAGAGAAACCCUAUGAAUGUAAACAAUGUGGUAAAGCCUUCAGAUGUUUAUCUUGGUUUGGGAAACAUGAAAAGACUCAUACUGAAGGGAAACCUAAUGAAUGCAAGGACUGUGGAAAGGCCUUCUCUCGUCCCCAGACCUUGAAAAUCCACAUGAGAGUGCACACUGGAGAAAAACCCUAUGAAUGCCAACAGUGUGGUAAAGCCUUCAGAUACUCCUCUUCCUUCAGAAUUCAUAAGAGAAAGCAUCAGAGAAAUCCUUGGAAUGGUGGCAAUGUGGCGAAGCCUACAGUUCCUUAGAAACAAACAAAAACUUCAUGAGAAGCCUUAUUAAUGUCAAACUUUGAAGAGCUUCAGGUGUUUUUGAUGACAUGAAAGAAAUCACACAGCAAACCCUGAAUAGAAACAACAUAGUCUUCUCAGGUUUUUAAAUACAUGAACUCGCACUGAAGAGGAAUUCUGUGAAUUUAAAUGUGAUAAAGCCUUUGUCACACAGCCCUUCAAAGAUAUGUGUGAUGCACACCUGAGAGACACGCAGGUAAGGAGUGUGGAAGGACUAGUCAUCCCAGUUCCUUCCAAAGGUAUGAGAGGACUCCCUGUGUAAAAAUGAGUGUAAACUGUGGGAACAACAUCUAAUAGUCUACAGCCUUACAUGUGAGAACUGACUGACCAAAACAAAAAUAUAAGUAGAAUGAAAAAGCCAAAUGGAAAUUAAUCCAUGUAUAAUGUUCCAGACAACAGCACAAAAGAGUUAUUAAUAAAGUUGUAACCAGCUCUGACCAAGUAGGUCAGUUGGUUAGAGCAUCAUCCAGGUACACCAGAGUGGUGGGUUCAGUCCCCAGCCAGGCCACAUACGAGAAGCAGCCAUUGGAUGCCUAAAGGAGUGAAACAAGAAAUUGUGAAUAUUGAAGGGACAGUAUUAUACAAUGAAUAUGUACUAUUCAAAAAUAGUAUAUAAGAUUAAUAGGUAGUAUUUUAUUCUUAAAUCUAUUUAAAACUUUUAUUUGAACCUGUUGGAUUGAUGGGUGAGUUGAAGUGUAUUUCAAAUAUGCAUUUAGGUUUAAUUUUUAUUCAUUAUGUGCUAAGAGGCCAUUGAAAUUCGACAGUAUGGUAUUGGGAUUUUCCUACUGGCCUUGUGGCAAUUCCUAUAAAUCCCUAGUUCAUUAUAUAUAUUCUACCUUUCUUAGUGACAAGGUUUCUCUCUUGAAUUUCAAGUAAAAGAGCCUUUCUUCAUAAUUCUAAACAGUCGGAAUAGUUGUUAUGGCAAGUUUAUGAAAGAAUAUGGUUUCAUGUGAGUUAUUUUCACAUUUGGACUUUACUUUUGCUUCUUUUUUUCUGACUAUUUGCUGAAUAGACUUUAAGAAGAGAGACCUGUGAUAGGACAAAAAUCUAGAGCUGGGAUGUAGCCCUGCAAGUAAUGUUAUUAGCUGGUUUUUCCAAAAUUCAUCCCUUUUAUGUUUCCUUCUUAGAAUUCACCAGAAUUGCACAAGACUUCCGAAAGAGCAGCAAAGAAGGCAUUAGUCAGAUUUUGGAGCUAUCAUUCAGGGAGAGCUACAUAGGAGUUUCAAAGACACCAUAUUUUAUUCCAUGUUUAGGAUUUUGGUUUUUGUACUUCCAAUCAAAAGUAUCCUCAAAAUGGCCCUGGCAGGUGUAGUUCAGUGGAUUGAGCAUGGGCCUGCAAACCAAACAACCGCGGUUCGGUUCCCAGUCAGGGCACGUGCCUGGGUUACAGGCCAGUUCCAGUCAGGGGACGCAUGAGACACAACGAUACAUUGAUAUUUCUCUCCCUCUCCCCUUCCCUUCUAAAGAUAAAUAAAAUCUUUUUUAAAAAAGUAUCCUCAAAACCACCAACUAUUUUAUAUUCAUUUUCUAAGAGAUAAAGAUUUCCCACUGAUUUUCAGAAGACCCACAUCAAAGAUCCAUCAGAGUUUAGAUUUUUUUGUCAGCGCUCUUGUCCACUAGGAAACUGAUUCAGACUCUUACACUUGGGAAUAUUGUCUGUUUCCCCUGUUCUCUAGAUUAUGUCCAUUUAAGGUCUGGUUUGUACAGGGAACACCUCAUAUUGUCAGCAGUGCCAGUGAGCAUGUGGUCCUGAUUCACUGACAUCUACAAUUGUGUGCUCACGGAGAAGGAUGCAGGAGUUUGCUUCUCCACUGCAUUGUACACUGGCUGCCUUGAUGUGGCCCUUUCACCUGAGAAAUGUGAGAAGCAGCACAUUUUUUCCCUUCCGGAAGACUGGUGGGGAGGGGCCCUGUUACUUGUAGCUGAAUGUAUUCUUUCAAUGUUUUUUAUUACUUUAGAUGAUUUGUGAUUAAAGCUAUGUGUAGCUUUUUUUUUGGUCAAAGAAUGUUUCCAUUUUUCUAUUUCAGGAAUAUUUUCUUACUGUUUUCUAAGUCAUCAAGAGCAAAUAUUACACAUGUGCACCACUUAACAAUGGAGCCACUUUAUGAGGAAUGCAUCGUCAGGUGAUUCUGUUGUGCAGACAUCAUAGUGAGCUUACAUGAACCUACAUGGCAUAGCCCACUGCACGCCUGUACUGUGCGGUGGAGUCUGCUGCUCCUAGGCUGCACAUCUGUGCAGCGUGUUACUGUGUUGAGUACAAAUGGAAAUUGUAACACAGAGGAACUUGUGUAUUUAAACAUCUAAACAUGGAAGAGGGGACAGUAAAAAUAUAAAAGUUUUUUAAGUGGUACACCUGUAUAGGACACUUAACUGUGAAUGGAGCUUGCAAGACUGGAAGGCACUGUAGGUGGGGCCAUGAGUGAGUGGUGAGCAAAUGUGAAGGUCCAGGGCAUCACUACGCUGCUGUACAC